AUGUUUUAGAAAUUAUUUUAAUAAGUAUCUCAAAUUUAAAUAGAAGGACAACCUGACACUGCCAAAUUCUCAAUUAGUGCCAAUGAAAAAUCAAUAGUCAUAUGGUUAUAAUAGAAUGGAAAUAGAUUUUUUACAAUAGAUAGAUUAAAGGACAAUUGGAAAUCUAGAGAAUAAGAGUUUUCAAUUCCUGGUCUUGUGUAACCUUCUAAAAUUCACUUAAAUGAAAAUGGAAAAAUUUUGAUUAUGUAUGAUGUAACCAAAAGAUAUUUAUACACUUGGUUAAGAGUACACAAUAAUUAAAAUUGGCUCUUAAGAAGUAUAUUAGAUCUAAAAGUAUAAAUUAAUGCUACAUCAGAAAUCAAUUGUUUCUUUUAUAAGAAUUAAAUCUUUUUAGAUUAUCAACACACUUUUUUAAUUAUCAAAAGAGUGAAUUAAAAUUUUAAGAUUGUAAAUAAAAAGAUUUUUAAGUAUAAUGAUUAUAUGAAUUGUUUAACUUAUGGUUAUGAGAAGGAUGUAUUAGCUGAAGUAACAGACUCAACAGUGUAUUUUUGGAGAGAAGAUCCAAAAACAUGGGUGAAAGAAAAAUCAGCAUUUUAUGAUUGUGAAAUCAUGCCUCAUUAUUCUAGUUUUUAAGAAAAUGAAGUAAAAGCAUUUGUAAAUGGAGCAGUUUGGAUGAUAUCAUAUCCAGAAAGGGAAUGUUAUGGUUAUGUAGAUGAUAAAAUAACAAAACGUAUUACAUAAUCAGCUUUAAAUUAUUUUUUUUAACUAGAUUCACCUAUCUAGAAUGUAGAACAAUUUAUACAUUUUUGGUAUAGAGAAAAUUAAUAAUAGAUGAAAUUUAAUUAUGAAAAAUUAGAUUUAUCUGCAACAAAUAUUUUAUUGGGAAGAAAUGGAAAUGUCUUUGUAGCAAUUAAAUUAUUUGGACAAUUCAUCAAUCUUUAAAUUUAUGAAAGUUUGCAAAUAUCAAAAUAAUUACAAUAAGAUAUAUGA
Messenger RNA from Paramecium pentaurelia, 990 nucleotides. The record is from the annotation of a GenBank genome assembly. Lineage: Eukaryota; Ciliophora; Oligohymenophorea; Peniculida; Parameciidae.